Paecilomyces variotii is the source of this 1518-nucleotide messenger RNA. RefSeq names its product ATP-dependent RNA helicase dbp3. The transcript has 3 exons. Gene Ontology annotation, molecular function: RNA helicase activity; RNA binding; ATP binding. Gene Ontology annotation, cellular component: nucleolus. Gene Ontology annotation, biological process: rRNA processing. NCBI's taxonomy places the organism in Eukaryota, Fungi, Ascomycota, Eurotiomycetes, Eurotiales, Thermoascaceae. Bases 1 to 1518 code for a protein of 505 amino acids. The record is from RefSeq and is a predicted model, not a curated record.
AUGGGCAAACGACACUCCCCUCAGGGGUCUGCUCCAGAGCUGCCUCCAAAGAAGAAGUCGAGAACAGACAAAGACGCCAAAAAGAAAAAAGAAACGUCCGAUGAAAAUGAGAAUGCGCCAUCGAAGCGCAAUCCUUACGUGCAAUCUGCUGCGCUUUCUGCUUUGCCGCAGUCCGAGAUAGACCAGUUCCUGAGCUCAAAUUCGAUCAAAAUCACCGACUCGGAAGCGGAAUCUUCGCCGGAGAGACAAUCACUGCGACCUCUAAUUUCGUUUGAUCACCUCCCCACCUGCGAGGGUGACCUUUACCAAGCUCUCAAAGGAUUCUCUGCACCAACGCCUAUCCAGUCAGUAACAUGGCCUUUCCUGUUUGCAGGCCGCGAUGUCAUCGGUGUCGCCGAGACUGGAAGCGGAAAGACCAUGGCCUUUGGUUUGCCUUGCAUCAAGAACAUCGUUGAUUCGAAAAAGGGAGGAAAAGGCGCCCGUCCCCGGGCCGUGAUCAUCACACCCACAAGAGAGCUAGCCAUGCAGAUCCAUGAUCAGCUAUUGAAGCUUUCUGGCAAGGCUCAUGUUGAGAUCACUUGUAUUUUUGGAGGCGUUAGGAAAGACGAACAACGAAGUGCCUUGAAGAAGGCAUCCGUCGUCGUUGCUACCCCGGGUCGCUUGAAAGAUUUGCAAGAUGAAGGUGCAGUGGAUCUCGGGAGAGUCAAGUACUUAGUACUAGACGAAGCAGAUCGUAUGCUAGACAAGGGUUUUGAGCAAGAUAUCAAAGACAUAAUCAGUCUUAUGCCUGUCUCUAAGCGUCAGACCGUUAUGUUUACUGCGACAUGGCCCCCCUCGGUUCGAAACCUUGCCGCCACAUUUACCAAGUCGCCUGUCACGGUCACUAUCGGCGGUGAACCAUCAGCGGAUCCUCGUGCGAAUACCAGAAUAAAGCAGGUCGUGGAGGUUCUUGAUCCUCGUGAUAAAGAGAACAGACUCUUACAACUACUGAAUCAGCACGGUGGAGGAAAGGGCAGUGCGAACAAGACCUUGGUCUUUUGUCUGUACAAGAAGGAGGCGAUGAGGAUUGAACGAUUUAUACGAUCAAGAGGAUUCACAGUAGCUGGCAUUCACGGCGACUUGAGUCAGCAAGAGAGGUUCAAAAGUCUAGAGGCUUUCAAAACUGGUUCCGUCAACAUCCUCGUUGCCACGGAUGUUGCAGCCCGAGGUCUUGAUAUACCUGCCGUGAAAUUGGUCCUCAAUGUUACCUUUCCGCUAACUGUCGAGGACUAUGUUCACCGCAUUGGACGUACUGGGCGAGCCGGGGCUGAGGGCCAUGCUAUCACUUUGUUCACUGAAAACGACAAAGCUCUAUCGGGAGCAUUGAUAAAUGUCCUAAAAGCAGCGAACCAGCACGUGCCUGAUGAAUUACUGAAGUUCGGUACGACAGUCAAGAAGAAGCAGCAUGAUGCAUAUGGCGCAUUUUUUAAAGAUGUUGACACGGGAAAGACGGCAACCAAGAUCACAUUUGAUGACUGA